Cynoglossus semilaevis (tongue sole) is the source of this 7950-nucleotide messenger RNA. RefSeq names its product spectrin alpha, non-erythrocytic 1 (gene sptan1). The coding region runs from base 159 to 7598 and encodes 2479 amino acids. The transcript has 55 exons. The record is from RefSeq and is a predicted model, not a curated record. Gene Ontology annotation, molecular function: protein binding; calcium ion binding. NCBI's taxonomy places the organism in Eukaryota, Metazoa, Chordata, Actinopteri, Pleuronectiformes, Cynoglossidae.
CGUUUUUUUUCGUGUAGCUGCAGAAGCUGACGUCACGUUUGGGCGAGGAGGAAAAAAAACACCGUCCGAGAGAGCGAUCUUGCAUCCUUCGUCGUCGAUCCUACUUAAAAACAUUAUCUUCGUACAACCUUUUGUUUAAAAAACAAACAAAAAAGAAAAUGGAUACUGCAGGGGGCAAAGUGUUGGAGACAGCUGACGAUAUCCAGGAACGCCGGCAGCAGGUCUUGGACCGCUACCGGCGUUUCAAGGAGCUGUCAGUGUUACGUCGGCAGAAGCUGGAAGACUCUUAUCGCUUUCAGUUUUUUCGUCGUGAUGCUGACGAGCUGGAGAAGUGGAUCCAGGAGAAGCUGCAGAUCGCUUCUGAUGAGAACUACAAAGACCCCUCCAACCUGCAGGGCAAGCUGCAGAAACAUCAGGCCUUUGAAGCUGAAGUUCAGGCCAAUUCUGGGGCCAUAAUCAAACUGGACGACACUGGAAACCUCAUGAUCAACGAGGGUCACUUCUCCUCUGAGACCAUUCGAACUCGUCUUGAGGAGCUACAUCGACUUUGGGACCUCCUGCUGCUGAAGACCAAGGAGAAAGGCAUGCGCCUCCUGCAGGCCCAGAAACUGGUGCAGUACCUGCGGGAGUGUGAAGAUGCUCUGGACUGGAUUAGUGAUAAGGAGGCCAUAGUCACCUCAGAGGAGCUGGGUCAGGACCUGGAACAUGUUGAGCUGCUGCAGAAGAAAUUUGAAGACUUCCAGACUGACCUUGCUGCCCACGAGGAGCGUGUGAACGAAGUUAACCAGCUGGCCGCCAAACUGAUACAGGAGGCUCACCCUGAGGCAGAGCUCAUUGUCCAUAAGCAGGAGGAGGUGAACGCUGCCUGGCAGCGGCUGAAGGGUCUGGCCCAGCAGAGACAGGGCAAACUGUUCGGAGCUGCUGAGGUGCAACGAUUUAACAGGGAUGUGGACGAGACCAUCAGCUGGAUAAGAGAGAAAGAGCAGCUCAUGGCUUCUGAUGACUUUGGUCGUGAUCUGGCCAGUGUUCAGGCUCUGCUGCGGAAACACGAGGGUCUGGAGAGAGACUUGGCCGCUCUGGAAGACAAGGUCAACACACUAGGCAGAGAUGCAGAACGUUUGCAGCAGACUCAUCCCCAAAACGCCACCCAGAUCCACCUGAAGAAGGAUGAGCUUGUUACCAACUGGGAGCAGAUCCGUACUCUGGCAGCUGAGCGUCACACUCGCCUCAAUGACUCCUACAGGCUGCAGCGUUUCACCGCUGACUUCAGGGAUCUGACCAGCUGGGUGACAGAGAUGAAGGCUCUGAUUAACGCCGACGAAUUAGCCAAUGAUGUGGCUGGAGCCGAGGCUCUCCUGGACCGUCACCAAGAGCACAAGGGGGAGAUUGACGCUCAUGAAGACAGUUUCAGAGCCACUGAUGAGGCUGGACAGGCGCUCCUUAACACUGGCCACUACGCCUCUGAUGAAGUCAAAGAGAAGCUGGGAAUCCUCACUGAAGAGAAGGAGUCUCUGCUGGAGCUGUGGGAGGUUCGCAGGCAGCAGUAUGAGCAGUGCAUGGACCUGCAGCUCUUCUACAGGGACACGGAGCAGGUGGAUAACUGGAUGAGCAAACAAGAGGCUUUUCUGCUGAACGAAGACCUUGGUGACUCUCUGGACUCUGUGGAGGCUCUGUUAAAAAAACAUGAAGACUUUGAGAAGUCCCUCAGUGCCCAGGAAGAAAAGAUCACUGCUCUGGAUGAGUUUGCGACCAAAUUAAUCCAAAACAACCACUACGCCAAAGAAGAUGUGGCUACACGCAGAGAUGCUCUGCUCAGCCGUCGUAAUGCCCUCCAUGAGCGUGCUCAAUCUCGCCGUGCUGCUCUGGAAGACUCUUUCCACCUACAGCAGUUCUUUAGGGAUUCUGAUGAGCUCAAGAGCUGGAUCAACGAGAAGAUGAAGACUGCUACGGAUGAAGCUUACAAGGAUCCUUCAAACCUUCAAGGCAAGGUUCAGAAACACCAGGCUUUUGAAGCAGAGCUUUCUGCCAACCAGAGCCGCAUCGAUGCUCUACAGAAAUCAGGCCAGGAACUACUGGAUGGAAAACACUAUGCUGCCACUGAGGUGGCUGGUCGAAUGGAGGAGGUCAGCUCCCAGUGGAAGAAACUACUGGAGGCAACUGAGCUGAAAGGCAUCAAGCUCCGUGAGGCCAACCAGCAGCAGCAGUUUAAUAGAAACGUGGAGGACAUUGAGCUGUGGCUGUAUGAGGUUGAAGGUCACCUGGCCUCAGAUGACUUUGGGAAGGACCUGACCAGUGUCCAGAACCUGCAGAAGAAGCAUGCUCUGCUGGAGGCAGAUGUGGCUGCUCACCAGGACCGUAUUGACGGCAUCACCAUCCAGGCUCGACAGUUCCAAGAGGCUGGACAUUUUGAUGCCGACAACAUCUGCAAGAAACAGGAAGCCCUCGUCGUUCGCUAUGAAGCUCUGCGUGAACCAAUGGCUGCACGUAAGCAGAAGCUUUCAGACUCUCUCAGGCUCCAGCAGCUCUUCAGGGACGUGGAAGAUGAAGAAACCUGGAUCCGUGAGAAAGAGCCUAUCGCUGCCUCCACCAACAGAGGCAAAGACUUGAUUGGGGUCCAAAACCUGUUGAAGAAACAUCAGGCCCUGCAGGCUGAGAUCACUGGUCAUGAGCCUCGCAUUAAGGCUGUUUCUCAGAAAGGAGAGGCCAUGAUUGAAGAGGGACACUUUGCACGUGAAGAUGUGAAAGCAAAACUGACUGAACUCCACGGACGUUGGGACACACUGAAGGCCAAAGCCUCUCAGAGGAGACAGGACCUGGAAGACUCACUGCAGGCACAGCAGUACUUUGCCGAUGCCAACGAAGCAGAGUCCUGGAUGAGGGAGAAGGAGCCCAUCGUGGGCAGUACCGAUUAUGGCAAGGACGAGGAUUCUGCAGAGGCUCUACUGAAGAAACACGAGGCUCUGAUGUCUGACCUGAGUGCCUAUGGCAGCAGCAUCCAGGCCCUCAAAGAACAGGCCCAGGCCUGCAGGCAACAAGUGGCACCAACUGAUGAUGAAACGGGGAAGGAGCUGGUCCUGGCCCUGUACGACUACCAGGAAAAGAGUCCAAGAGAAGUGACCAUGAAGAAAGGAGACGUUCUCACUCUCCUCAACAGCACCAACAAGGACUGGUGGAAAGUGGAGGUUAACGAUCGACAGGGCUUUGUUCCUGCUGCUUACGUGAAGAAACUGGACCCCACUCAGUCAUCAUCCAGAGAAAACCUGUUGGACGAACAUGGCAGCAUUGCCCUCCGCCAGGACCAGAUUGAGAACCAGCUUGUCACCAAGGAGGCUUGCAGUGUGUCUGUGCGCACAAAGCAGGUGGAAGAGCUAUACUCCACCCUGCAGGAGCUCGGAGAUAAGCGCAAGGACAUGUUGGAGAAGAGUUGCAAGAAGUUCAUGUUGUUUCGUGAAGCCAAUGAGCUCCAGCAGUGGAUCCAUGAGAAGGAGAGCGCUCUCACCAACGAGGAGGUUGGCUCUGACUUGGAGCAGGUGGAGGUCCUGCAGAAAAAGUUUGACGACUUCCAGAAGGACCUGAAGGCCAAUGAGUCUCGUCUGAGGGACAUCAACAAAGUGGCGUCAGAGCUGGAGUCUGAAGGUCUGAUGGCAGAAGAAGCACCAAUGAUCCAAGCUCAGCAACAAGAGCUGCUGGGAUCUGCUCCUGGCAAGGAUGAUACUGAUUCCAAGACUGCGUCUCCAUGGAAGAACAUACGCCUCGCUGUUCAAACAACGGCUAACUUUAACACAAUCAAGGAGCUGAAUAAUCGCUGGCGUUCACUGCAGCAGCUGGCUGAGGAGAGGAGCAACAUGCUGGGCAGUGCCCAUGAGGUGCAGAGAUUCCACAGAGAUGCAGAUGAAACUAAAGAGUGGAUCGAGGAGAAGAACCAAGCUCUCAACACUGACAACUACGGUCACGACCUGGCCAGCGUCCAGGCUCUGCAGCGUAAACACGAGGGCUUUGAGAGAGAUCUGGCCGCUCUUGGAGACAAGGUGAACUCCCUAGGUGAAACGGCUGAGCGUCUGAUCCAGUCCCACCCCGAGGCCGUGGAUGACAUCCAGGAGAAGUGCACUGAGCUGAACACGGCUUGGAGCAGCCUGGUGGGCCGAGCUGAUCAGCGCAAGGACAAACUGGGAAACUCCCAUGACCUGCAGCGCUUCCUGUCAGACUUCAGAGAUCUGAUGUCCUGGAUCAAUGGCAUCAGAGGACUGGUGUCCUCGGAGGAGCUGGCUAAAGAUGUGACUGGAGCUGAGGCUCUCCUGGAACGACACCAGGAACACCGUACAGAGAUUGACGCCCGUGCUGGAACCUUCCAGGCUUUUGAGCAGUUUGGUCAGCAGCUACUGGCUCGGGGUCAUUACGCCAGCCCAGAGAUCCAACAGAAACUGGAGGCUCUGGACCGGGAGCGUGCUGACCUGGAGAAGGCCUGGGUGCAGCGCAGAAUGAUGUUGGACCAGUGCCUGGAACUUCAGCUUUUCAACAGAGACUGUGAACAGGCUGAGAACUGGAUGGCCGCUCGUGAAGCUUUCCUCGCCAGCGAUGACAAAGGCGACUCACUAGACAGUGUGGAAGCACUCAUUAAGAAACAUGAAGAUUUUGAUAAAGCAAUUAAUGUACAGGAGGAGAAGAUUGCUGCUCUACAGUCCUUUGCUGAUCAGCUGAUUGGAGCUGACCAUUAUGCCAAAGCUGAGAUCUUGAAUCGUUGUAAUGAAGUCCUGGGCAGGUGGCGCCGUCUAAAGGCCCAGAUGAUUGAGAAGCGCUCUAAGCUGGGUGAAUCUCAGACGCUGCAGCAGUUCCGCAGGGAUGUGGAUGAGAUCGAGGCCUGGAUCAGUGAGAAGCUGCAGACAGCCACGGAUGAGUCUUACAAGGAUCCAACCAACAUCCAGCUGUCCAAGCUGCUGAGUAAACAUCAGAAACAUCAGGCGUUCGAGGCUGAGCUUCACGCCAAUGCAGACAGAAUCCGUGGAGUCAUCGACACAGGAAACUCCCUGAUCCAGAGAGGAGCCUGUGCCGGCAGCGAGGACGCAGUCAAGGCUCGUCUGAUUGCCCUGGAUGAGCAGUGGCAGUUCCUGGUCAACAAAUCUGCAGAGAAGAGUCAGAAACUCAAGGAGGCCAACAAGCAGCAGAACUUCAACACAGGCAUCAAGGACUUUGACUUCUGGCUAUCUGAGGUUGAAGCUCUUCUUGCCUCUGAAGAUUAUGGCAAAGAUCUGGCCUCGGUCAACAACCUGCUGAAGAAACACCAGCUGCUGGAGGCUGACAUCUCUGCACACGAGGACCGACUGAAGGACCUGAACGGUCAGGCCGACAGCCUGAUGGGCAGCAGCGCCUUUGACACCUCACAGGUGAAAGACAAGCGUGACGCUGUCAACGGCCGCUUCACCAAGAUAAAAAGCAUGGCUGCGGGUCGCCGCGCUAAACUCAACGAGUCCCACCGCCUACAUCAGUUCUUCAGAGACCUGGAUGAUGAAGAGUCGUGGAUCAAAGAGAAGAAGUUGCUUGUGAGUUCGGAGGAUUAUGGACGUGAUUUGACAGGAGUACAGAAUUUGAGGAAGAAACACAAGAGGCUGGAGGCUGAGCUGGGAGCACACGACCCAGCCAUUCAGUCGGUGCUGGACACUGGGAAGAAACUGUCUGAUGACAACACCAUCGGUCAGGAGGAGAUUCAGCAGAGACUGGCCCAGUUCAUCGAACACUGGAAGGAACUGAAGGAAUUGUCUGGAGCAAGAGGUCAGAGGCUGGAGGAGUCGCUGGAGUACCAGCAGUUUGUGGCAAACGUGGAGGAAGAAGAGGCUUGGAUCAAUGAGAAGUUGAAUCUUGUGGGAAGUGAAGACUAUGGCGAUACACUGGCUGCUGUGCAGGGCUUAUUGAAGAAGCACGAGGCCUUUGAGACGGACUUUAGUGUCCAUAGGGACAGAGUCAAUGACGUGUGCACCAACGGAGAGGAACUGAUUAAGAAGAACAACCAUCACGUGGACAACAUCAGCUCCAAGAUUUCGGCUCUUAGAGGGAAAGUGUCAGAGCUGGAGAGAGCAGCAGCUCAGAGGAAGGCAAAGUUGGAUGAAAACUCUGCCUUCCUGCAGUUCAACUGGAAGGCUGACGUGGUGGAGUCCUGGAUCGGUGAGAAGGAGAACAGCCUGAAGACUGAUGACUACGGCAGAGACCUGUCCUCUGUUCAAACUUUGCUCACCAAGCAGGAGACUUUUGAUGCUGGCCUCCAGGCCUUCCAGCAGGAGGGCAUCACCAACAUCACAGCCCUGAAGGACCAGCUUCUGGCUGCAAAACAUGUCCAGUCCAAAGCCAUUGAAGCUCGUCACGCUGCCUUGAUGAAGCGUUGGAACCAGCUGCUGUCCAACUCAGCUGCUCGCAAGAAGAAGCUCCUGGAGGCUCAGGAGCACUUCAAAAAGGUUGAAGAUCUCUUCUUGACCUUUGCCAAGAAGGCCUCAGCUUUCAACAGCUGGUUUGAGAACGCUGAAGAGGAUCUGACCGAUCCUGUCAGGUGCAACUCCUUGGAGGAGAUCCGAGCCCUGCGAGAAGCUCACGAGGCCUUCCGCUCCUCUCUGAGCUCGGCUCAGGCCGACUACAACCAGUUGGCUGAGCUGGACCAGCAGAUCAAGAGCUACCAGGUGGUUUCUAACCCAUACACCUGGUUCACCAUGGAAGCCCUGGAGGAGACAUGGAGGAACCUGCAGAAGAUCAUCAAGGAGCGCGAGCUGGAGCUGCAGAAGGAGCAGAGACGACAGGAAGAGAACGACAAGUUACGGCAGGAGUUUGCUCAACACGCCAACGCCUUCCACCAGUGGCUGCAAGAGACCAGGACGUAUCUCCUCGAUGGGUCUUGUAUGGUAGAAGAGUCUGGAACACUAGAGUCACAGCUGGAGGCCACCAAGCGUAAGCACCAGGAAAUCAGGGCCAUGCGCAGCCAGCUGAAGAAGAUUGAAGACCUGGGAGCAGCCAUGGAAGAAGCUCUGAUCCUGGACAACAAGUACACAGAACACAGCACUGUGGGUCUGGCCCAGCAGUGGGACCAACUGGACCAACUUGGAAUGAGGAUGCAGCACAACCUGGAGCAGCAGAUCCAGGCCAGAAACACCACAGGAGUGACGGAGGAGGCUUUGAAGGAGUUUAGCAUGAUGUUCAAACACUUCGACAAAGAGAAGUCUGGUCGUCUGAACCACCAGGAGUUCAAGUCUUGUUUGCGUUCGCUGGGCUAUGACCUGCCCAUGGUAGAGGAAGGAGAACCAGAUCCUGAGUUUGAGGCCAUUCUGAACAUCGUGGAUCCUAACAGGGAUGGAAACGUGUCUCUGCAGGAGUACAUGGCCUUCAUGAUCAGCCGAGAGACGGAGAACGUCAAGUCCAGUGAAGAGAUAGAGAGCGCGUUUAGAGCUCUGAGUGCUGAGAACAAACCCUACGUCACUAAAGAAGAGCUGUACCAGAACCUAACCAAGGAGCAGGCAGAUUACUGUCUGUCUCACAUGAAGCCGUAUCUGGACAGUAAAGGUCGUGAACUUCCAUCAGCCUUCGACUUUGUGGAAUUUACCCGCUCCCUCUUCGUAAACUAGCCACUCCCACCUCCAGCAGUGACCAAUCAGGAUGCGUUUGUUUAACCCCCACACACACACUAACACACACUCUCACACUUGACUAGCGGCUGAAUGUCAUGCAUGAUGGCGGCACUAAAGUCCUCACUGAUAACAAACCUCUUUAUCUCUAUUUAUCUCAUUUAUCUCUUCUUCCUCUCUAAUGUCAAGCUUCAGUCGUGUUAGCAUCGUGACUCUGUAUGCUUUUGAAUGUGAUCCUUUUUAGCUUUUUCUGCUUCACUAUGAUUCCAGAAGCUAAUAGUGAUUUCACGACAACAACGUAAAUGACCAACUGCAGUGUGUUUUAAUAAACGCUACUGGUUACAACUGGAAA